CGCCAUACCCUCCUCCCUAAAAAUCACGAUGACCGUCUCCCUUGCUCUUUGGAGUGUUUGUGUGCAGCCAGGCGAAGAUGGUGUUGCAGCAGUCUCCCCUCCUGCAGACAUCCGCGUCACAAACAUUGCUCUCAGUGAUCAACUUGCUGACGAGACCGGGCGCACGACCGUUAAAUUGAACUACAUCGUCCCCAAUGCUGAAGAUUCGGAGGAUGAAGAAGAGGAUGAGGAUGAAGAGGAUGAGAACCCGCCCCGGAUGGAGACUACCGUUCUCUGCUCGUUGACUCCUGGAAAAAUCGAACAGGCGACCGUAGACGUGGUUCUGACCCAAGAUGACGAGUUUUUAAUCGAAGUAGUGGGCAAGAACUCUGUAUAUCUUAGCGGCAACUACAUCGACCAAACCCCAGACGAUGUUCCAUAUAACGACGACUCUGAACCCGAGUCUGACGAAGAAGAUUUCGAUCUUAGUAUGGACCCUGAGGAAAUGGACGGCAUCAGUGACGACGCAGACCGUUUUGAGGAAAUCCAAGAGGAGUCAGCUCCCGUGGCGUCGAAGAAGCGAACUCGCGAGGCAGAUGCAGAGACCCCUGAGAAGCUCACCAAAGCUCAAAAGAAGAAGCUCAAGGCCGAGUCUGGCGCCGCUGUUCCCUCCGGGUCUGAUGCCAAAGUCGAUGCUGCAAAGACGAACGGGGAUGCUGUCAAGGACAAGAAGGACAAGAAGGAGAAAGAGAAGGAGAAAAAGCCUGAAACCAGAACUCUCGAGAGCGGGAUUCAAAUCACCGACGUCACAGUCGGGAAAGGUCCUCAGGCAAAAAAAGGCAACACCGUCAACAUGAGGUAUAUUGGCAAGCUUGCGAACGGAAAAGUCUUCGACUCGAAUACUAAGGGCGCACCGUUCUCCUUCACUCUCGGAAGGGGUGAGGUUAUCAAAGGUUGGGAUAUCGGGGUCGCUGGCAUGCAGGCCGGUGGAGAGCGUAAACUCGUCGUCCCUCCAAAGUUGGGCUAUGGGGCCAAGAAGAGCGGGCCCAUUCCCCCGAACUCCACCUUGACAUUCGAAGUAAAAAUGGUUGACAUCAAGUAGCCGGGUCGAAGACUUUCCUGUCACUUGGAUAGUCGACGUUCGUGAUCCUAACCCAAAAGUACUCCGUACAUGUCAAUGCCUUCUUGAUUAAUCUAUGCUCUCGGGAUCGACUCCGAAUGUCGCGAACACACGCUCUUCUUUGUGUUAUCUGAACUCUGGACUAAUAUAGGUUGGGUUCGUCAGGGUUCAGC
Messenger RNA from Stereum hirsutum FP-91666 SS1, 1272 nucleotides. RefSeq lists its product as uncharacterized. Gene Ontology annotation, cellular component: nucleolus; chromatin. Gene Ontology annotation, molecular function: macrolide binding; peptidyl-prolyl cis-trans isomerase activity. The transcript is spliced from 9 exons. Lineage: Eukaryota; Fungi; Basidiomycota; Agaricomycetes; Russulales; Stereaceae. The record is from RefSeq and is a predicted model, not a curated record. The coding region runs from base 29 to 1081 and encodes 350 amino acids.